UGCGAUGCUGAAAGUCCCUGCCCUGAAGAUGCCCCAUGUUGCUCUCAGUAUGGCAGAUGUGGUGUCGGUGAAAACUGUCUAGGUACCUGUGAUCCAAGAUACUCCUACAAUAUAUCUGCCUGCAUGCCUGUCCCAGUUUGCAAAGACCUAAAAACUUCCUUCACCUCAACUGAUCAACUAUUGCCCGUUGAUUACUACUAUGGAGACCCAAGUGAAUCUGACUGGAUCUACUCUGGUACCGUAUUGGACUACGACAACAAAUCAAUCAUAAUCGCAAUGCCAAAGGAUACCUCUGGUACUGUCGUCUCCUCAACCCGAUAUGUUCUCUAUGGUAAAGUCGGCGUAACUUUCAAAACUUCUCGUUUACAGGGUGUUGUAUCUGCCUUUAUUCUAUUUUCAAACGUUCAAGAUGAAAUCGAUUUUGAAAACAUUGGUGCUGAUUUAUACAAAUUUCAAGCGAAUUUCUACUACCAAGGGGUCCUCAACUAUACAAAUCAAAUCAAUAUGACAACUGAAGAAAGCACCUUUUCAAACUACCAUACCAUAUCCGUCGACUGGACUCCUGAUAAACUAGAAUGGUUGCUUGAUGGUGAAGUUACUAGAACUCUAUUAAGAGAAGAUACCUGGAAUGAAACAACUCAAACUUACCACUAUCCCCAAACUCCCUCAAGAGUUCAGAUUUCUCUUUGGCCAGGUGGUAGUGAUUUAAAUGAAGAAGGUACAAUCGCUUGGGCUGGUGGUGCAAUAAACUGGAAUUCCCCCGACAUUCAAAAUUAUGGUUACUACUAUGCUAUCUUAUCGGACGUCAGCAUAGAAUGCUACGAUCCACCUUCUUCCGUCAAAUCAACAGGCUCAAAGAGCUAUAAAUACAAU
Messenger RNA from Ascoidea rubescens DSM 1968, 873 nucleotides. It is a transcript of the gene UTR2, whose product is annotated as chitin transglycosylase UTR2. The transcript has a single exon. Gene Ontology annotation, biological process: fungal-type cell wall organization; carbohydrate metabolic process. Lineage: Eukaryota; Fungi; Ascomycota; Saccharomycetes; Ascoideales; Ascoideaceae. Gene Ontology annotation, cellular component: fungal-type cell wall. The record is from RefSeq and is a predicted model, not a curated record. The annotation marks the transcript as partial. Gene Ontology annotation, molecular function: glycosyltransferase activity; hydrolase activity, hydrolyzing O-glycosyl compounds.